Diversispora eburnea is the source of this 978-nucleotide messenger RNA. The record is from the annotation of a GenBank genome assembly. Lineage: Eukaryota; Fungi; Glomeromycota; Glomeromycetes; Diversisporales; Diversisporaceae.
AUGUUCGUUGAUACUAUUGUUGAAGGAAAAAUCCCAGUAAAAGCAUUAAUCGAUACAACAUCUAAAUCCAAUACUAUUAGCAGGCGCUUGUAUAGUAAGCUUGAGUCUAAUUACGGAUUAGAAGGUAUACCCGAUGAAGAUAUAAUAGGCAAAGAAAUAAAAGGCCUAGAUUUACAAUUCCGCUAUAAAGGAAAGUGGCAAAGCUUAGAUGGUACCAAAGUAAUAGACUUUCAAAUUCGCAAAAAUCUAUCAUUCGAUCUGGUAUUGAGACAAGAUUGGUUAUGGACGCAUGAAGCAAAAAUAAGCUUUAAAUUUUCUCCUGGAACCUAUGAACAAUAUGGUGUUAUUACAGAUCUGAAGAAUCAUUGUUUUGUAAUAAUAGAUGGUAUGAGUAUUCCAUUAAUUGAAGAAAAUAGUAAUAAAACCAGCACUAGUAAAAAAAACUUAUCUAAAUCGACGAAAUCUAAACCUGGUCUAGCCCAAGAGGAGGUUAUGAAUAUAAUUAACAAAAUUAUCUCAGGUGCCCAAGAUAUUAAACACCAAAAGAACCAUUGUGGAAUAUUUCACAAUAUACUUCCCGCAUCUCCAAUACCCAGAAGAUUAAAUGAUGAUGUACUCAAAAAUAGCAGAGCUAGCAAGAAUAAGAAAUAUCCUAAAGUAGAUUUAGGCGAUGUGUGUGGAAAGCUUUCAAUAAAAAUGCACUUCAAUAAUAUUUGGAAGUCGGUUCAUUCUAUAGAAAAUGAUAUAGAGUAUGGAAUUUUCGAAAAACUCUGUAUUAUUGAGUAUGAACUAAGUUGUAUAAAUAAAGGAAAGUUACCAUGGAUAAAAUUUGAGACAGAGACUUCUAAUUCUUGCUUACACCAAAAUAAGAGCAAGAAAGGUGGAGGUAAGUAUUCCACGGAUUUGGAUACUGACACUUCUGAUACAAGGACUUCUUAUUCCUCCAAUUCAGGUUCAGAAGGUCGUGACUUAGAUUAA